Molecule: messenger RNA, 1260 nt
Organism: Lodderomyces jiufengensis
Lineage: Eukaryota; Fungi; Ascomycota; Pichiomycetes; Serinales; Debaryomycetaceae
Exons: 1
Coding region: 1-1260 (419 amino acids)
Source: RefSeq, a predicted model, not a curated record
AUGGCUUAUAAAUUAUUAUUGAAAAAGAAUUUACAAACCUUGUUUCCAAUUUUACCAAAAGUUACCGUUCCAGUAUUUGAAAAUCCUAAUAGAGUUGAUGGUUUUACACCAAAAAUUAGUUUAUUAAAGGACGAAUUAAAAAUCAACAACAAUGUAUCAACUGUAGUGGUAGAUGUUGAAAGAGGUUUGGUCAAGCUUAAAAGUUUAAUAAUAGCAAUUGGGUUGACUCAGAAUGAAAAUAUAAAACUUCAAAAAACAGAUGCCGAUGCUAAUAGAUAUAAUUUAUGGAAAGAUAAAAUGACGGUGUGGGUUCCGUUGGAAAAGUGUUUGGAAGUUGCACGAAUUCCCUUCAAAAGAACUCAGGAUCAAAUUAAUAAUUCAAUAAACAGCUUGUUUCCUUUGUUUGAAGAUGGGCUCCAACAAUUGGCCACAAAUAUAAUUCAAGGCUAUGAAAGCCGACCAUUAAAUAUAUUGAUUAUGAAUAAUUUUGUCUACUCCCAAGGAAUUUUGUUUUACAAAGUUGAAUUAAAUGGCAAUUGUACAUACAUUGCAAGAGAUAAGAAUGAUUUAAUUCGUGCAAGAGAGGUAUUUAUUUUACAUUAUGGAGAAAAAUACAAGGAUCCAUAUAUUAGAUUCAUGAGUGUCCAAUCCAAAAAAACUGAUGUUAAGCAUAAAGUAUAUAAUUAUCACCAUCCUGAACAUUUUAAAGUUGAUACUCCAUUUUCUUUAUUGCAUGAAGUUUUACAAUUCUCAAUUGAAAAAAAUAUAAUUCAUUUAGUAUGGCCAAUAUUUAGUCCCCUCAUCUGGGAGGAACCAAUGAUACAAGAAUUAACUAGAGCUAUUGAUUAUAAUGAACCAGCAAAAACUCACAAUAGAAUUUCAAGAUUACCUGCUGGAUAUGGUGGUUUUAAUUAUAUAUCGGUUGGUGGUAUAUUAAGAUCAAUAGAUGGAGAAUAUUUUUCACUAGCUGCUUCACUUAAUACUGUUGAUUAUUUAGAUCCAAGACAGAGAUCAGAAAUUUCAGUUGAAGAAGGUCAAAUCAAAGAAGAUGGUACUCGUCAUUAUUUAUGUGAUUUAGACAAAAUGAGGGAACUUGCUGAAAGAUACAGAAUUCCAAAUGAAUCUGUUUAUCCAGCAUUAGCUGAAAAAUCAGUUUUUUUAGCGUUUUUAGUCAAAAAACGUGUUAUUAAAUUAAGGGAAAUUGAAGAUGUUGAAAUGAGAGCUCAAAUUAAAGCUGCUUUAGAUGAUGAUUUAGUUUGA